GGACGUCGGGUCCGCGCUGGUCGACGCGCCCCAUCUGUGAUGCCGACACUUUUCUUUUGGCCGCUGGCGUUCGUUGGCUUUGCUUUGCCUUGGCUUGGAGGAGGAACCCUGCCGGCAUCGUUGGCUUCCUAGAAUCCUUCGCUUCUUGAGCUCGCUUCCUUCCUGCUUACGCUCCUCUCUUACUCCCUCCCCCCCUUCGCCCCCUCAUACUUCUUCUGCUUCUUCUUCUUCUGUCUCUCUCUGUCUGUUCCUCUCCCACGCUCAUCUGCACCCAUCUUUUCCUCCUCUGUAUCCCACCCUCCUCUCCCUCAGUGGGUUGCAAUCGUGGUUGUGGUUGUUCUUCUUUUGGGGCUUGCCUUUCACCGGUGCCAUCGUCCCAUUUGGCAAUGGCCGUCUGGGAAUGGUUGACCGAUGCAAUGCUCUGGAAGCCUUAUAAUUCCGUACUUUCUGAUUCUAUUGAAGCGUCCUUCCAGGUGCAACAGCCGUCCCUUGACGUCUGUAUUACAUCCCCCUCAGCACCCACUCAUUCCAUUACCUUUCAAUCCAUCCCUCCUUGCCAGAUAAAUCGUAACACACAGCAAUCAAGGCCGGUGAGGAGAAACGUGGACGCUCAAUCAGGGAUCGCGGAGUGGCAGUGGUGGGAGGAUGAAUCUCAGCGAUGGCACGCUUACGAUGUCUUGAUCAGUUCUCAGAUCGAGAUUGCUUGGGGACAGGGCCACAACAGUACUAAUGCAUAUUUCCAGGCUUCUACACCUGGCGGGGUAUCACUCCGCAUACAUCAUCGCAAGUACACUAUCCUGUUUGAGGCUGAUGGAUUACAGACGAAUCUGAGCACAGGAUUUUCCCGUAAAAUUCGAAGACGGGUGGUCUCUCCCGGAACGGCAGCAGCAGGGGCGACUCCGGUUGUGCCGGCUGCUUCACCCAGUGCUCCUCAUGUCUCUUCCCUGCUACAGGCGCAUUCUGUACCGGCCCCAUCCGUCGCGGCUGGGGCAGUUUCUGAAGCCUAUGAUCCGGCAGAUCUACACCCAUACGUGGAGAACUCAGACUGUAACGAAUGCCCCAUUUGCGUGAUGGAUUUAAGGGGGAGGAAUGCGGCAAUGUUGGCCAAGUGUCGACAUUUGUUCUGCAAAGACUGUAUCAUUCGAUGGUUCGAGACUCGCCCCACCUGUCCAAUAUGUAACAUGGCGUAUGGAGUCAUAACUGGAACUCAACCUGACGGGACAAUGAGUGUGCGCAUUAUCCGUGCUGGUAGUCCUGAGUUCGCAAGUGGUCUCGAAGGCUUUCCUGGUGUCGACGUCAUUGUAAUCCAAUACAACUUUCCAAGUGGAAUUCAAGGUCCCGAGCAUCCAAGUCCAGGAUGUCCUUACACGGGCACCAGGCGAGUAGCAUACCUGCCUUAUACCAAAGAAGGUGAAGAUGUGUUGAACCUUUUGAAGAUAGCUUGGGAUCGCAGAUUGCUGUUCAGCGUGGGCACCUCAAUCACCACAGGAAGAAGGGAUGUUGUCACCUGGUCAGGAGUGCAUCACAAGACAAGUACAUGGGGAGGACCCACCAACUUUGGUUAUCCUGACAGUACAUACUUCGCACGCGUUAAGGCGGAACUUAGUGAGAAAGGCGUAAGGUGACAUUCCAUGCUGGAACAUGCUUAACAUGAACAGAGAUGUGGGUCCAGGCAGUAAGGGUCUACGCAACUUAAAAAGCACGCAUGAUUGUAGCAUGGAUAAAUGGUUUGCAUGAUUGUUGUAAAUUUAUAAAUUAGUGGCCGUUGAGGUUCAUGCACACUUUUGGAGGUAGUUUAGAUCUUAAUCAUGUUUAUUUAGCUUUCUGUACUUUUAUUUCCAAAUAUUUUUGGAUGCAGAAAUCAUGGAAUUGUUUUAUGACCUUUUCAUAGAAGUUUUUUCGUUCCUUGGAAA
This is a messenger RNA of Physcomitrium patens, 1913 nucleotides long. RefSeq lists its product as uncharacterized. Gene Ontology annotation, biological process: Notch signaling pathway; protein ubiquitination. The record is from RefSeq and is a predicted model, not a curated record. Lineage: Eukaryota; Viridiplantae; Streptophyta; Bryopsida; Funariales; Funariaceae. Gene Ontology annotation, molecular function: zinc ion binding.